UGUAAAAUGAGGUGAUAUGAUUCAUUGCGCUUCAGAUGUGGAUGACUGUUCUAGCACACUGUUUCAGAUUCGUGUGACAAGUAUGGACUUCGCCAUCGAUAAAUCGCCAUUAACUGAAUCUGAAGAAACUCGUAGUAAUUCUCAUCUUCCUUCAAUUACAGUCGUUCGACCAAAACAAUCAAGACGAUACAAGCUGCUGCCAAAAGAAAAACUUCGUUUCCCUAAAAAUGAUGUAUCGAGUCAGUUUUGGAGCAAAAGUAAUUAUACCAAACAUAUGCCACUUAUCCCUGUGAACUGUGAUGAUAGCGAAGAGUUUGAUGGCUCAUUGUUUCAAAAAGUUUCCAAUGAAGGCUUACACGACUUUUUAAAAAGUGAUCGACAAACUCGUGGAUGGUCUAACCUUUCAAAAAAUGCUGAUGAAUGGGAUGAUUGGGAUCUGAAUCUUUCAAUACCUAGUCAGCAAAGAACACGGUAUUGUUGUCCUUUAGGUUGUAUAUUAUCAUAGGACAAUACGUAUUCAAAUUUGAACUAAUGAUUCUUAUUGUUUUCUCUUUUCUCGUUUUAUACCAUAAGGCUUUCUCAUAACUCAAUCUUUCCUGUUUUAUGCAUUUUUGAUCAGAAUAAGCAUUUACUUUUUAUUAUUUUGAGAUUUUUAUCUUCUCUAAUAUAAAUCUAAUAUUUUUGCGUAAUUAUAUGAAUUUUCUUUAUUGAGUAUAGUGUUUAUUAUAUAGAAAGUUGUGUUGUUAGUCAGUGAUACUCUUUCUUUUCUCAUGUCAUCAUGUUAACUUUGCAUGAUAUUGCUUAAGUCGCUGGUAUAAACAAGAAUAUUCUAUGUUCAACAGGAUUUAAAAUAAUAAUGUAUAGCUUUAA
Heterobilharzia americana is the source of this 870-nucleotide messenger RNA. The record is from the annotation of a GenBank genome assembly. Lineage: Eukaryota; Metazoa; Platyhelminthes; Trematoda; Strigeidida; Schistosomatidae.